Messenger RNA from Selaginella moellendorffii, 1921 nucleotides. RefSeq lists its product as uncharacterized. The record is from RefSeq and is a predicted model, not a curated record. The transcript is spliced from 2 exons. Bases 195 to 779 code for a protein of 194 amino acids. NCBI's taxonomy places the organism in Eukaryota, Viridiplantae, Streptophyta, Lycopodiopsida, Selaginellales, Selaginellaceae.
CUAAUAAGAACCCUUCCAGACACAAGUAUGCAUAGAGGUGGAUUGCUUGCUUACCACACUCAUGCGACACAUAGACAGUGAUCAUCGUGUUUCAUCCCGCUCAAUCAAAUGCAUCUAAACUCAACUACUAGAAAGAAUUCAAGCACAGAUUUACUUGCCCUUGGAGAGAAUCUCCCAGCACAGUGCAAACACCCAUGGCCUUCAGAAGAGUGAUCUCAUCCCUCCAUGCCUCCAAGGGUGCGAACUCUUACUCCAAGUACGUUUCUCAGUGGUCGAGGCUUUUGAGAGGUAAAAUCGAACCCUAUCCUCCUUUUGCCCUUUCUUUUGUCGAUCUUCCAGCUCGUAAGUCCUCAAAUCCCGAAACGAUGAUGAAAGAAUCGCUUGGAACAGGUCCGGAAGUUUCGAAUCAAAGAAAUGGCAAGGGCGAUGGAACAACGAGCGCUGGGGCGUGGCCGAUCCGAUCGCGCAGCUCGCCGCCAAGCCCGCUUGCAACUACAAGUAGUGUCUAUCUGGAGCUGGAGGAGAGCUUGGCGAAGCACUUGGCUGGAGAUCUCAGCGAAGAAACAGGCAUCAACUUCGCGGACAGUCGUGUUUUCAGUCUCAGCCCUGCUCCAAGUCGGGUGCUCGCGUCCUCCUCAGGCUCUCUUUUGCUGGCACACACAGCGAGCUUGAUCUCGGCAUCACUUGGACAGCCCCGGUGGAUUGGUCUCCGGCUCGGGCUCAGUUCUACACAAGCUGGUACUUGGCUGGCAGCGGGAAUGCAAGGGGAUCCAUCGUGAUUUCGUUUCGGGCAAAUGAUGGUUCUUCCCGGGACUGUUACUCUCCAGGCAUCGAGGCAGCCGAGGAUGAUACCGAGGUAUGUUCGUUUGAAUGGCCACACGCUACAGGUUUCGUUGGAUUGCCGAAACGUGGAGUUUUGGGACUGAUGAGAUUCACACCAGCAGAAGAUCGCAAAGCUCCUGCGGCUGUGGAGAUUGCUCAGCGAGUUUCUAUUGCAACCCAGGCCAUAACUCUUGACGAUCCAUUACCACGAUGAUCGAUUCACAACCCAAGAGGGGGCUUUGCCAAGGACGAAACGCCGAGCAGCACGAAUGCGGGGGAUAAUCUUGUCUGGUGGGCGAUCUAACAAAAACGCCAUGGAUUUCGCAAAGACCCCUGUCAUAUGGUUCAAGUACAUGGUAUGAUUUUUUUAAUACGGGAACCCGGUUGCCGAGAUGAUGGCUAUCAGGUAAGUGUAGAGGUAAACCGUUGUAGAAGACCCGGGUUCGAUGCCGAAGGGUCCACUCAACAAGGACUUUUAUGCAAUAAAUUUGCUAAAUAAGGAGCCAUUAUUCUGGUUCGCCGGCUCACAAAAACAGCUUAGACCAGUCAUUUAGGACAUCGGUCUCCCAAAACAAACGUUUCGGGUUCGAUUCUCUUCCCGAUAUUUGUAAAUACCAAAUACUGAAUCAUCGUCGAUCAUCAAUGCGGAUGCUCUGGCAUCGCGACGCUGGAGCACCUCAGCCUUGCGCAGAUUGACGUGGGCAAGCUGGAGACUGCGGCGGCUGUGAUAAUCCAUUUCCUGGCCUAUCGGCGCAGCGGCGGCUCCAGCCCUGGCAGCUGAUUCUCUUGUCUCGUCUGAUUCCAUUGACAAGACAUGAUCGAUCGCAGGCGCUCCUCCUCCUCCUCGCAGUGUAGCUUUCUCGACGCUGACCUUGUGUUUGGCGCCCUGGCGGCGGGAUACGUUUUCAGGGACCAAGGUUGCGGUUCAGGGCUGUGCUUGGAGCAUCGACGCCACACAUUCACCAUCCAUUCCUGUCACGAACAGGCAAUUCCAUCCUCAGGCAGCUCAAGUGGACGAAGUUCUCCAUGUGCCUGGUGGGUUUGGGGGAAUCAAACAAGCCCGCUUUUUCUCGGAGAGACUGCCCGAGCUUGAUACUCC